Scedosporium apiospermum is the source of this 1011-nucleotide messenger RNA. RefSeq names its product D-arabinitol dehydrogenase (NADP(+)). Gene Ontology annotation, molecular function: zinc ion binding; oxidoreductase activity. Lineage: Eukaryota; Fungi; Ascomycota; Sordariomycetes; Microascales; Microascaceae. Bases 1 to 1011 code for a protein of 336 amino acids. The transcript has 4 exons. The record is from RefSeq and is a predicted model, not a curated record.
AUGGAGCCUCAUAUCCCCUCUGUCAUGAAGGCUAUUCGGUACAACAGGCCGGCGGACUUUGAGCUGGUUGACAUGCCGGUUCCAAUUCCCGAGCCUCACGAGGUGCUCAUCAAAGAUGGCGAGUUCCCCGCACACAUGCCUGUGGUCACCGGACACGAGACGUCGGGCGAGGUGGUCAAUAUUGGCCACGCCGUCAGCGGCUUCCAAAUCGGCGACAGAGUCACGGCUGACAGCACCCAAGAGUGCGGAGCCUGCCGUGCUUGCCAGUCUGGACAGAUCCUCUACUGCCGGGACCUGCAGGGUCGCGGGACGCAGCUCGACGGCGGCUUCGCCGAGUAUUGCACGUUCCCAGCCUCCAAGCUCUUCCACCUCACCAAGCUGUCGUGGAAAGACGCGUCCCUUGCCGAGGCGACAGCUUGCGCCAUUCACGGAAUGGAUCGCAUCCGGCCGGUGAUGGGAGUCGGCUCCACCGUCCUCCAGCUCGGCGCCGGCCCCACCGGACUUUGCCUCUCGCAGCUACUCAAGCUCAGCGGGGCGGUCCACGUCGUCCUAGCCGCUCAUGAAGGUCCGAAGAUGGACCUCGCGAGAGCCCUGAACGUCGCGGACGAGUACAUUGACAUCAGCAGGACGGACCCAGACCACAGCUGGCACCAACUGGCCUGGCUCCACCCCGGCGGUUUCGACGUCGUGGUGGAGGCCACCGGCGAUGUCAGGAUCCUACGCCGAGCCAUCGGCUUCUGCGCGAAAGGAGGCACAGCGGUCCUCUACGGAGUGUACCCACCGGACGAGGAGGUGGUACUGACACCGUCCGCCAUCUUCCUCAAAGAGCUUACUAUCAUCUCAUCCUUCUCGGAAAUGUAUUGCCUGCCAAGAGCCGUGAGGUACCUUGAAAGCGGUAAGGUAGAUGUCACCGGUAUUGUCACGCACACCUUUCCUCUUGAGAAAUUUGGGGAAGCGCUACAGGUGAUUCGCGACAAGAAGUGUGUCAAGGCUACGAUUAUGAUGGAGUGA